Molecule: messenger RNA, 7375 nt
Organism: Paramuricea clavata
Lineage: Eukaryota; Metazoa; Cnidaria; Anthozoa; Malacalcyonacea; Plexauridae
Source: the annotation of a GenBank genome assembly
AUGCCUAAAAAGCUCAACAAACAAGUAGCUCAUUUCGCAAUGAAUGAAUGUAAAAAAAUUAUAUUUUCCUUUCAUCCGAAGAAUAUCAUAUUUUUCAAUUCAAAUAUUUCUCGUCUCUUUAUAGCAACAAUUAAGCUGAAAAAGACAGCUGGUUUAACAACUCAACCAACAAGUAUGUGCAAAAUGAGUCAAUACAGAACUUUUGUGUUCAUCCUUUAUCCUAAGAAUAUUACAUGUUUAGCCUACGAACAGGCCCUCCUGGGUUACGGGCGGCGCGAAGAAAGGAUCCAGGGCCUGCACGGAACUAUAUGUUUUCUUGGUAGUGGCGUUCGUAUAGAAACGGGGGCUUCUGAUUGCCUUACUAUACACUCGUUGUCAAAAUUAUUAAAAAUAGCAAAUGUAAACAACAGCAUUUUGAACUCUAUUCAUUUUAAUAUUAUAAUACUAUCGAACAAAGUAAAACUAGAAAUGGAAACUAAAAGCAAUAACAUAGCAUCACAGCAAAAACGUGCAUCCUAAAUAAGGUGAAUCUAUCGCUUAAAUCCAACACACAAAAAUUAUAGUAUUCUGAACUUCUUCUCCGGAUUGACAUCAAACUAUAGUAAAGCAAGCUACAUUUUGAGGUUGUCGUAUUACAGACGUUAUAUUGACAUACUAGAGAUGGCUUCACGGGUUACUCUCAUUAGUGAGCAAGCGAAGGCAUACAAAAGAUACACAUGCAAACAUGUACGAACAAUUAUACUGUAUUGUUGAUUCUCGCUGGCAUAUCAUUUAGAUAAAUAUAUGUCGUCCGCCGGAAUAUUAAACUUUGUGCUAUUUAAUAAUUUACUAUAUAAACUCAGCUAACAAUUUUGUAAAUUAUUUAAUAAUUUCACUGCAUAUAUUAUUAACUUCCUGAACAAUGCUGGUUUUGUUUGAUAAAAACUAUAUUGCAUAUUUGCAUUCACUUUAUCAUUUGAUAUCAAAUACCGUCGAUACGGCUUCCACUAUUGGCAAUCUAUCUGUAUCUUAAAGUGGCACUCGCGUCAAAAUUUUUAUUUUCUUAUUUUCUUAAAAUGCUCUUAAAACUGAAUAGUAACUUGUUUUGAAGAACUUAAUUCUUGAAAUAUUUCAUUUUGUUUGUAACCGUGUGACGCCAAUGACUCAAUUACAUAUAUAAUGAGAAAUCAGUAAUUGUUGUGUAUCUUUGCUGUUUUUUAUGGAUUUGUUAAAAAAAAAAUUUGCUUAAUGAUCUAUAGGUUAAAUUUAAGAAACGCGCCGCAUCUUUGAAAAGAUUUGAUUAAAAAUAACAAAGAUACACAACAAUUACUGAUAUCUCAUUAUAUAUGUAAUUGAGUCAUUGACGUCACAUGAUUACAAAGAAGAUAUAACUGAUGCAAGAACUAAGCAUUGGAACAAAAAUCUUCAAAACAUGUUACUAUACAAUUAUAAUUGUUAAGAAAAUAAGAAAAUAAAAAUUUUGACGCGAGUGCCACUUUAAUACAUGGCUUCAAAUAUACAGAAAUUUGUUCUUUCAGUCACAAGUAGUACAAGUAUUAUUACUGAUCUAUUAUCCGGUGAAUUCUAUAUUUAAUAUAUUGUGUAUCUUGCUAUUACAGUAAUGCUUCGUAUUAUUGUAAAAUACAUUUCUUCGUUGCACAUACGCCCUACGUCAAUUUGACAGUUGACAGUUUAUUUAUCGCAUUGACGCUGAUUGGUUCGCGUUUAGCAGAUGCGAAAAGGGGAUGAUUGAAUAAAACGCAUGGUUCCGUGCUGGCUCACCUUUCUCCCAGUGAGCCUAUUCGCAGGCUAUUAUAUGUUAUGAUUUUAUCACUGAUCUCAUUAUAGCAACAUCUACACUGAAAAAGACAGAUGGUUUAACAAUACAACCAACAAGUAUGUGCAGAAUGAGUCAAUACUGAGCUUCCGUGUUCAUUUAAUAUUCUUAUAUUAAUUUUUAUGGUUUUACAUAUUACUCGUCUCUUUAUAGCAACAUCUAAACUGAAAAAGGCAGAUGGCUUAACAACUGAACAAACAAGUAGGUUCAUGUGCACAAUUUUAAAAUUAUAUAGUUCAAUUCACUUCCGUCUGCGUUCUUUCGUUUUUUCUUAAAUAAAUAAAUGUUAUGCUUUUAAAUAUUUUUUUAAUUAUAGCCAAAUCUACACCGAAAACGACAGAUGAUUUCACAGCUCAACAAACAAGUAAUUUCAUAAUGAAUCAGCAAUGUAAAAUUCCAUAUUCAUCCUUACGUCCUAAGCUAGUAUAUUAAACUUUUAUGGUUCUAAUUGUACUAUUUUCUGUGAUUAUAGUAACACCUACAUCCAAAAAUACACAUGAUUCAACAACUCAAUCAGCAAGUAUGGGCAGAAUGAGCCAAUGCAAAAAUUCAAAAUUCAUCCUUCUAUAAAAAUAAUACAUUUUCAUGGUUUAAAUUUACUCCUCUUCAUAAUUAUAGCGACAUCUGCACCGAAAAGGACAGAUGGUCUAACAACUCAACAUACAAGUAGGUUCACGAUUUUAAAAUUCCAUUACAGUUAAGUUCACUUCUAUAUGCUUCAUUCAUUUUCUUUUCAAUAUAGCAAAAUAUACACCGAAAAUGACUGAUGGUUUCACAACUGAACAAACAAGUAAUUUCAUAAUGAAUCAAUGUCAGAUUCUAUAUCCAUCUUUGCAUCCUAAGAAUUAUAUUAAUUUAAGUUUAAAUAACUAUUCCAACUUUCCUUAUAAUUAUAGCACAAUGAAUCAUUGUAAAAAUUCUAUAUUCCUCCUUUAAUCCUAAGAAUAUUACUUUUCUACGGUUUCAAACAUUUCUCUCCUCUAUAAUUAUAUAGGAACAUUUAAACCGAAAAAGACUGAAAGUUUAACAGUUGAACCAAUAAGUAUGUGUACAAGGAAUCAAUGCAAAAGAGAGAAGAGUAAUAUUUGGGACAGAAUGAUUUGUUCAAUGUUGCUGCUCAGAUAUCAGAAUUUACAUACAUAUAUGAAUUUCAUUGUUUUUACUUAAUCUGGCUCACUAGUCACAAUUGGAUCCUAUUCGUAUUGCCUGGCUAGGCGGGACAUGACAUUUCCCAGUAUGUUCUAUCCUGUCCUGCUACAAUACUGGCUAAGCGUGAGGUUUCCAUUGCCAGAAUCCUGGCUAUGGAAGCCAGGAAAUUUACCAUGUACAGUGAAGUAACACUCUAUUCCAAUCAGUCAACGCGAAAUUACCUUCAAAUAUGUGUUCUGCAUAUAGUCCAGAUCAUAUAAAAAAUUAUAUAAACAUGUCCCCGGUAAAUCUCGAAACUACAAUUUUAGUCUUUUAGUGCAUUACUAGAAUACCUGUCUCCCUUGAGAAAAUAAGCUCUCACCUCCAAAAAUAAGUUAUUCCUGUUAAGGGCUGUGAAUAUGGGCCAUGGCAGCCCAGCAAACAUGGCUGGAUUUAUUUUCAUGGCUAUUUAGUCAUUUGCCUCAGGCUAACCUGGCUAGUAGUGUUGGCAAGAAAUUUGAGUGAAAUGCUAGUAAAUUUGUUAAUGACAACAGCUUCGGAUUUCAGAAGACUUUUAUUAAUUGAUUUCUUAAUUGCUUGGGCCAAAAUAUGUAUUACAUGAUUUUUAGUCUAGUGAGCUGGUUAGCCAGCUUAUGACAUUUAGUGUGAGACGCCCAAUGCAGGAUAUCAACAUACUCAAGCAGAACUUAUACUCGAGGGAUAUUUCUAUUACUUAAGCCUGCAUGCAAAAGGCAAAGUUUGAAGACCCAUGUCCGAACCAUAUCAAUUUCAUGGCAAAAACAGUUACUGUAAAGACGCUUGCAGCAAAGCUCUGAAGUGACCCCAUAUGACUCCCAAAUGUUUGUUUACAUAUUUGAUGUGAUGAUGCGUUUUACGCAAUGCGAUUGGCUUUGAGAAAAAUGCAAACAAAAGUGCUGAUUGGUCGAGAAUGAAAUUCCUCCCUUGUUUAUCCUUCACAAACCUACUCUUCUCUAACGUUUGUUCUCUAAGCAACAUCUAUGCAGAAAAAGACGGAUAGUUCAACAGUUCAAUCAACAAGUAUACUCACAAUGAAUCAAUGCAAAUAUCCUAUAUUCAUCCUAAGAAUAUUAAUUUUUUUGGUUUUAAAUAUUACUCUUACCUUCAAUUAUAGCGACAUCUAUACCCAAAACGACAGAUAGUUCAACGUCGACCACUCAACCAAAAGGUAGGUCCAUUUUUACCUUGUUAUGUUUUCUAAUGCUAGAUUUCAAUGAACUCCUCAGUAUAAUUAUUAUAGCCUGAAGCCGACCAUUUCUUUGUGGGUCUUGGGGCACCUCUCUCGAUUUUUAAACUUUGUGUGUCUUUGAAAUGGCAUUUCCCGCAUUUUGAGAGUAAUUUUGACCAAAUGUAGCUAGUUAUAAAUAUGUUUUUAAUGGCGUAUUAACAACAUUGAAUUUCUAUAACUAAUUUUUGGCUGACCUAAAUUUGGUAAUUGCGACCUCAAGGUAAUUGGGAAAACCGCGUUUAACGCGGAAUGUUUCACUGUAGCUAACACCCUGACAAAUUAUAAAGAAUCAACUAAAGUUUGGUGAAUAAGAGAUGUUUCUUAAGAGACUACUAUAAAAGACUAUUGUUAAAAUGGUCAGUUAUACUGUUUAGUGUUAUUCAAAUUGGCUAACAAGAAUUUUAGUGAACUAGCAAUAAAAACCUGUUUUUAAAACAAUCUGAUUGAAGUUUGCGUUAUUUAUAUCUGUAUAUAUAUCUAUAUAUAUAUAUAUAUAUAUAUAUAUAUAUAUAUAUAUAUAUAUAUAUAUAUAUAUAUAUAUAUAUAUAUAUAUAUAUAUAUAUAUAUAUAGUGGUCUACCUGAUGAUUCCCAUACGGAUGAAACAGACUGUUGUGGUUUUUUUGAGCUAAAAUGAAAAACUAUAUUACGCUCUAUCUAUAUGGCAUUGAGCACUGUUUGUAUAUAUAUAUAUAUAUUGGCGAACAAGAGAUACGAGGCUACUCUAAGGACUAUUAUUAAAAUGGUCAGUUCUACUGUUUAAUUAGUGUUAUUCAAAUUGGCUAGAAUUUUAGUGAACUAGCAGUAAAAAAGCUGUUUUUAAAACGAUCUGUUCGGAAGUUUGCGCUAAACUUAUGUUUGAACAAGACAUCAAAUUGAAUAUAGGUAUUCUUUAAGAGCAAGACGGUAAAAACCUCUGAUAAUAUUUGUAUACUUAGUUGUGUUUUCAAUCAUAGCAUGAUCUUCAGGUUUUAGUUCACAUUAUCAGAUUUACUAUAGAACUAUGUGUUGUGAGAGAAAGAGGGAGACGUUAUGUCGGUGUUACAUGAAGUAUAGAACAUUGGAUCAGGAGUGCGGGAUGAUUGGAAAUGAGCACAUAUGUGGAGGUUUAUAUUUUGGGACGUUGAAAUAAAUAACGAUUUUAAAGACAUAACAGCAUUGAGUGUUUAGUUUAUGAUGGUUUCAGUAGUUAGGAAAAAAUGAAAAAAAAUCUCUCACUUCAUUGACUUCACCAAAACCAGGCACCAUGUUUACAAUUAUUAGCGCAAAACACGAGCCAAACACUUGCCAUAAAUCUACUACGAUAUAAAUCUACUAUCAUAUAAUCUACUAGCAUAAAUCUACUACGAUAUAUACGCCAUAUACAGUAGCUACUACGAUAAACCCUCUUACCGACGGGAAUCUCUAUACUUAUUCAACAAAAUGUAUUAAUCUAAUCUUCAGUCUCAUAGUUCAAAUGAUUAUUCUAAUGGUAUCUCCAAUUAAUAGAUAGACUAUACUAACUACAAUUAAAUAAAUUUUCAGAACACGACGUGUUUAAUUUUCUUCAGAUUGCAAGAAAGCACUACGUCUCGGCAUGGAAACUGGCGAGAUCUUGAACGCGCAAAUUACCGCUUCGUCUGAAAAAAACAGCUACCAUGGUGCAGAUAAUGCAAGACUAAACCAACAGGGACCUGGACAUAGUUACGCUUGGCUUCCAGCAACUGCCUCUGGAUCAUGGCUACAAGUUGAUUUUGAACUUCAGGCAACAAUAUCUCAAGUUUUAACGCAAGGAGGAGGUUAUCGGGAUUACCAAUGGGUGAAAACGUACACUUUAUCCUACAGCAGUAAUGGUGUUAAUUUCAAUCCAUAUCGUCAGAAUGGAGUGGCUAAGGUAGUCGAAAAAAUUUUGUGUGGAAUCAUUUGUCCCUCCCACUCAGAAAUGAGACGUCUUCCCCAUAAUAAGUGAUUGUACAGCUACGCUUUUCAUAUAAAAUACGUAUAUAGUGCUGUAAAAUUUACUUAUCCUUUAGAACUAGUUACAGUUGUAUUUACAUGCUCGAAACCAAAUGAACUAGUUGCCGGGAAAAGUUUCUUCACGAUUUUUUCUUGUAAAUUCUUUAAAGUUAUGUCAAAAACGCAUUAAUAAUUCAUGAGAAAAACACAAAGAAAAAUCACAAGCGUGUUGUGUUUUUAUAUGUACGUGAUAGAGAUCGAUUUGGUUUGAUUUACAUACACCACGUAUUUUUUGAACAUUAUUUCGCCAAUGAACUUACUAGAUCGAUCGUUUUGAAGCAAUUUAAAAUAUUCGCAGUGCGUGCUUCAUCAAACCUAAAGAUUUAGAUACUCGCCUUCGCCUCGUACCUUUAUGUCUGAUAAAAUGCUGUUGCUCAUGUUUUAAAUAAUACAUCUGCAGGUUUAAAUAAGUGAAUUACUGUAAAGAAUAGGACAACCCAAAACUGCUAGCCGGCAAAUACGAUGGUAGCUAUUUUGCAGUAGCCUACUGUGUAGUCCCUGCUGGGAUCUACAAAGUAGGCUAAUUGUGCAGUGAAUCAGUUUAUCGAUCACAUUAAGAUGAUAAAAGUUGUUAGCAUAAACAAUAUAGCAAGGACUAUAUUUUAACGUGAAAAUAUAACAAAAAAGUAACACAAACAUCGCUCUGAAAAGUAAGCCUUAUAUCGCUCCAUUUGUGCCAAAAUAUGUUAUAUAUACAGUAGUUUCACUCUUUCCCAAAAGGAACUAGUUAUCGUUACUGUUAGUUAUAAAGAAAGUGAGGAUUGCCUGCAAUCACUUGUAAGUUUAAUUGUGAAAAGUAGCUAAUACAUGACUGUGUAAUUGUGCAUAUAACAGGAUUGGAGGGGUGGGGUGGUGUCAAAUUCCUAAAGGGGAAGAUAUUCCAAGGAAAUUAGUUUCCUGUGAUGGCAAAUUUCCCUUUUGGUUUCACGCUUAUAUUAUAGUGUUUUAAGCUUUGUUUCUUUAUAUAUUUGCGCAGGAAUUUCCCGGGAAUAGAGAUCGAGACACGAUUGUCCGUCAGGAUAUUUCUCCAGUCAUCGUGGCCAGGUACAUCAGAAUACUUCCACAGACAUGGCACAAAAAUGUUGCACUCAGAGUUGAUUUCAGUGGAUGUUUGAAAGGUAUUAAGAGCAAGCCAUGUGGAUUGUUAAAAAUGGGAGUAGAGGCGUGGUGA